Amphibalanus amphitrite is the source of this 3636-nucleotide messenger RNA. Its product is annotated as glycerol-3-phosphate acyltransferase 1, mitochondrial-like. The record is from RefSeq and is a predicted model, not a curated record. The transcript has 13 exons. Gene Ontology annotation, cellular component: mitochondrial membrane. Lineage: Eukaryota; Metazoa; Arthropoda; Thecostraca; Balanomorpha; Balanidae. Bases 206 to 2734 code for a protein of 842 amino acids.
GCUCAGUUCAAGGCACGACUGGACCGACACUGGGCGAACAAGAUGUACGACAUCCCGAAUCCCUACCAUUAAGAGCCUCGCCUUUACCUGUCACACACGCUCGAUGGGAGCGGGACCUCCAGGCCUAGUGGCCUUAUUACCCGAUAACCGAUAAGACAGGUGUUCUGCUGAGCGCUGACUGAGCCGCUGGGACCGGCGCACGGAGAUGACCCUGUUCGGAGGUCAGCAGCAAGGAACCGUAUCAGCGCCGCGACUGCAGCCGCCCGCCCCGGCCAGGAAGGGCGGCGCCAGUCGCGCGGACGGGCCGCCGUCCGCCGCCCCGUCCUGGGCCCGCUCGGGUGGCAGCACCCUCGCGCCGUUCAAAGUGACGCCCAUGAUCCAGCUGGGAGGCCGCGACGGCGGCGGCGACCGUCCCUACAUGGGCGGCUGCUGUCCCAGAUGCACGCCACACUCAAAGAAGGCACACCUGGACCCCCAGGUGAUGCAGCUAGGCAUCCGUAACCUGCUGCGGGUGAACACGAUGGACCCGGACCGCAGCUUCCUAGUGCGGACGUUCUGCUUCAUCAGUCACACGGCCACUCGGGAGAUCCGCCAGCCAAAGGCCGACAUCAGCAACCAGGCCGUACUGGACACUGACGCCGUCCAGCUGGCCCUGGAGCAGUCAGUGGAGAUGGAACUGGAGUCGCGCGGACUGACAGAGUCGCCCGAGGCGGAUCAGCUGGUGCGGCGCGUCCUGUACGCGCGCGCUGAGGCUAUCCUGACCGGGAUGCGCACCACUAUCAGCACCGUCAUGCUGAGGUUCAGUACGUGGGCGCUGCUGCAUCUGCUGCGCUGUAUGCUCGGCUCCGUGCUCGUCCACAAGGGUCAGCUGGAGGCGGUCAAACAGGCGCAGCGGGCCAGCCCGGGCACACCCGUCAUCUUCCUGCCGCUGCACAAGUCGCACCUGGACUACAUCCUGCUCAGCUUCGUCUGCACCAACUACGGCAUCCAGGCGCCGCUGGUGGCCGCCGGGGAUAACCUGCGGAUCCCGCUGUUCGGCCCGCUGCUCUCCCGGCUCGGCGCCUUCUUCGUGAAGCGCCGCCUGGACACGGCGUCCGGUCGGAAGGACCUGCUGUACCGCGCCAUCCUGCAGAACUACAUGGAGGUGGCGCUGGCGCGGGGCUACAACAUGGAGUUCUUCAUCGAAGGAGGACGGUCCAGGAACGGCAGGCCCCGACCGCCAAAAGCCGGCCUCCUCAGUGUCGUAGUCCACGCGUUCAAUCAGCAGCGUAUCGACGACGCCCUGCUGGUGCCGGUCGGCGUCAGCUACGACCGCAUCAUCGACGGCAACUUCAUCGGCGAGCAGCUGGGCCGUCCGAAGCAGGGCGAGUCGGUGGCGGCGGCCGUGCGCGCCAUCUGGGCCGUGCUGCGCGGGCGGCACGGCUCCGUGCGGCUCGACCUGGCGCAGCCGUUCAAACUGUCGGAGUUUCUGUCAACGGGCCGGUACCCGCGGCCGGCGCCGCCGCUGCUGGACUCUGUGCCUCUCUCGUCGUCUCCCGACUCUAACUCGUCAGGUAGCUCGCUGUUCGGUCUGGACCAGGUGGACCUCCAGCAGCGGUCUGCUGUCAGCGCGCUGGCCCAGCACGUUCUCUAUGACGCGGCCAGCUGCUGCGCCGUGAUGAGUACCCAGCUGGUGGCUCUGCUGCUCCUCCACCGGUUCCGCAGCGGCUGUACCCUCAGCGCGCUCACCAACGCGUUCGGCAAGACCCGCGACGACCUGCGCACGCGGCGAGUCGACGUCGGCUUCACCGGCGAGACGGGCGACGUGGUCCGAUCGGCGGUGUCUCUGCUGGGCCCCGGUCUGGUCACCGAGGAGCGUCUGCAGAUGUCGGGCGGCCCGGACCGGCCUCCCCUCGAGGUCACGUUUGUCCGUCCUGUGACCAUCCUGCCCAACGUGCUGGAGCUGGCCUACUACUCGCACGGCGCCAGCCAGCCGCUGGGAGUGGACGCCGUGCUGGCCGCCUCCCUCCUCUCCCUGCUAACGGUCGACCUGGCCGCGCUGGUCGACGCCGGCCCGACCCGCGACUGUGAGGUCGGCCAGCACCAGCUGCUGACGGCUGCUGCCCACCUGGCCGACCUGCUGAGUGACGAGCUGCUGCUGGCGCCGCCCUGUCGGCCCAUCGAGGACGCGCUGACAGAGCCGUUCAACCGGCUCACCAGCGCCGAGGUGCUGGUCAGCGUACAGGAUAAGCCGGCCAACGAGUCUGAGGAGUGGGCCAGCCGAGCGUUCGCCCGCUUCAGAGACCAGACUGAGCAGGCGGACAGCGAGAGUGAUUAUAGCGACGGCGACACCGACUUCGGUCACCCGGCCAACGAGACAUUCUACAUGGUACAGCUGACUGCCGACAGUCGCGAACAGCUGCUGUUCCUGCAGUCCCAGGUGGCGCCUGUGAUCGACACGUACUACAUCACCGCCUGCUGUCUGCACCGGCUGGUCGGCCAGGAGCUGGCCGAACAGGACUUUGUACUCGAUGUGCUCUACGAGAUCAAGAACAAACUGAUGCUCGGCAUGCUGGCUUAUGGUGAGAGUCUGUCAGCGGAGACGAUCCGCAGCGCGCUGCGCACCUUCCGCCGCUGGGGUGUGCUCGACUCGUUUGACCAGGACGGUCUGCGGCUCAUCUAUCUGAGCCGGCAGUACGACGGCGACCAGCCGCUCGGCAGGCUCGUGGCGCGUAUCCUUCCCUUCAAAAAGUGACACACAGAGCCGCCGCCGCGGACACAGGCGGCGACAGGGGAGAGUAAGGUUGGAGAUACACCGGCAGAGCGGCUGUCCUCGACUGGAGAAGAUAUCCAGGUCCCGGGUGUAGGGCGGGGAGGAGAGGUUACCCGGAGGAUACCCGGACGACACACUCGCCACCCUGGUGUCGCGCCAGAUGGCUGACUCUGUCUGACGGUGGAGGGGCCGUGCGGUGAUGGAGUCAGGGCAGAGUCAGAGUCGCAGUCGGUCCAGACUCGAGUCAAAGCGUGUCAGAGUCGGUGAGUGAGUCGGAGUCGCCCGUCGAGCUUGGACGCAAGAUGCGUCAGCCUUCGGAGAAUGAGAAGCAGUAACUGAUGCCAAACAUAUUCUCAGAUAAUCUGCUCAACGCAUAGACUCCGUAAUAUCCGUCUGCUCACACGACUGUGGCCAUUCAGUGUGAAUGCUAGUACAAGGGCUCAUAAGGAUGCAUAUUAUGAGUGGGGUUAUAUUUCAUUCUCCGCACACUCUCGUAUAGACCGUUCACGUUGUCUUUUCCGAUUCGGUCGGCUUAUCACCUCGAUGGCACGACAUUGUCAUCAGCCUCGGUGCCGCGUAGCGUGUGGCGAAUCUCACGCGUGUGAGCGUGGGUGAGCGCGUGUGAGCGUCGAUUGGCGACUGUUGCGCUCACCGCUCGCCGUUUGAGAGACGUGUAUGUUUGUAUGUGUGGGUGUCGGUGGCCGGGACGGUGACUCCGGAUUGAGUCAGUCCGGGCCCCGGGGCGGCAGAUAGGCCCGUCAACCACCAGUGACGGCCCGUCAAACAGCGGCCAUUCGUCAACACCCGGCCUUCGGACCGUCACGUGCCGCCCCAUAGAUCCAGUCUUUCCCAUCAGCCAACGUUGCAAUAUAUGGAUGACAGUU